This is a messenger RNA of Tachysurus fulvidraco (yellow catfish), 1417 nucleotides long. It is a transcript of the gene klhdc3, whose product is annotated as kelch domain containing 3. Gene Ontology annotation, molecular function: chromatin binding; protein binding. The record is from RefSeq and is a predicted model, not a curated record. Gene Ontology annotation, cellular component: cytoplasm. Bases 265 to 1350 code for a protein of 361 amino acids. Lineage: Eukaryota; Metazoa; Chordata; Actinopteri; Siluriformes; Bagridae. The transcript has 10 exons.
CACGUGACGGGGAAGCAGUCAAUGUCACGUGAUUGAGACCAAACCAAUCAGGUUGCACUACAGCGGUCCAGCGGUGUGUGCUGUGUUUUUGACACACAGGCUCCUCAUCACUGCCUCUAAUAUCUGCUCGCUUCAUCAAUUUACUGCCUUCUCACCUGCAUACAGAGGGAUGUGUGAUGGAGUGAGUUUGGUUGCCAUGGUGAUGCAGUGGAGGUGUAUGUGUGUGCUGGUUUCUGUGUGUGUGUGUGUGUAUGUGUGAGUGUGAUGCUGCGCUGGACGGUGUGUUUAGACGGCGGCCCCCGCAGGGUGAAUCACGCCGCUGUGGCUGUGGGACAUAAAGUUUACUCAUUCGGGGGUUACUGCUCAGGGGAGGACUACGAGACACUACGGCAGAUUGAUGUGCACAUCUUCAACACCGUGUCCCUGCGGUGGACAAAGCUUCCUCCAGUGAGGACAGGAGGUCGGGAACACACUCGUGAAGUUCCCUACAUGCGUUACGGGCACACAGCUGUAUUGGUAGAAGACACUAUCUACAUCUGGGGGGGGAGGAACGACACAGAGGGGGCAUGUAACGUGCUGUAUGCUUUUGACGUUGGCAGUCAUCGGUGGUGGACACCAAAGGUCACUGGGACGGUUCCCGGGGCGAGAGACGGACACUCAGCCUGCGUCCUGAACAAAGAUAUGUACAUAUUUGGGGGAUAUGAGCAACUGGCUGACUGUUUCUCCAAUGACAUACACAAGCUGGACUCUGUCACCAUGAGCUGGAGUUUAAUUAAAGCUACAGGAACCCCAGCGAGGUGGAGAGAUUUCCACUCAGCAACGAUUAUCGGCAGUAAGAUGUUUGUGUUUGGAGGACGUGCCGAUCGCUUUGGUCCGUUUCACUCCAAUAACGAGAUUUACUGCAAUAAGAUCAAAGUGUUUGACACAGAGACUAACAUCUGGCUCAACACACCCACCAAUCAGAUUCAGCCUGAGGGACGCCGCAGCCACUCAGCAUUUUCAUAUAACAGAGAGUUGUAUAUAUUCGGAGGCUACAACGCACGACUGGACCGUCACUUUAAUGAUUUGUGGAAAUUUAACCCAGAGACAUUCUGCUGGAAGAAGGUGGAGCCAAAGGGGAAGUUCCCAUGUCCCCGCAGACGGCAGUGCUGUUGUAUUGUGGGUGAUCGAAUCAUCCUCUUUGGAGGGACGAGCCCGUGUGCAGAGCAGGGGAUGGGUGAUGAGUUUAACCUGAUGGAUCACUCUGAUCUCUACAUCCUUGACUUCUGUCCAAACCUGAAGACUUUAUGCAAAUUAGCUGUGAUUCAGUACAGUUUAGAACAAUCAGGACUGCCACAUGACAUCAGGUGAGACACACACACACACACACACACACACACACACACACACACACACACACUUUCCUGCUGUUACUGUU